Molecule: messenger RNA, 1775 nt
Organism: Amphibalanus amphitrite
Lineage: Eukaryota; Metazoa; Arthropoda; Thecostraca; Balanomorpha; Balanidae
Product: serine protease easter-like
Exons: 1
Coding region: 46-1173 (375 amino acids)
Biological process (GO): proteolysis
Molecular function (GO): serine-type endopeptidase activity
Source: RefSeq, a predicted model, not a curated record
CUGUCAGUCAACCCGUGACCGUCGCGCCGGGAGGACCACCCCGCGAUGGUGCGCGCUGUGACGCUGCUGGUGUGCUGCGCUCUGGUCGCAGCCGCCGCCGGCGCCGAUCAGGUGCCGUGCACGGUGGACGAGGCCGGCACCGGCGGCGUGUGCGGCAGUCUCUCCGACUGUCCCGAGCUGGAGCGACUGGCCCGUUCAGCCCGUCCCAACACACCGGCCGUCCAGCGACUGCGCAGUCUCGUUGCGAAAUGUUCUCAGUUGGCCAGCGGCCGGAUCCAGAUCUGCUGUCAAAACGAAGAGACACGCACAUCGCAGCCACCGCGGGUGCAGCUGCCGUUGCCGCCCACCUGCGGUUCCCGGUUGUUUUCGAAAGUGGUUGGCGGUGACGUCGCUGUAAUCGGAGAGUUUCCUUGGAUGGUGUCCAUCCAGUACACCAAGACGCGGACCGACUCGGGGCUCCAGCACGGCUGUGGAGGCACGCUCAUCACAUCGCGACACGUGCUGACGGCGGCUCACUGCGUCAGCUUUCUCAGCACCCCCGAGUCCAACGAGCUGACGCCCGUCGCCGUCGUGUUGGGCGAGCUCGACUUCGACAGCGAAAUCGACUGUUUGUCUUUCGGGCCCACCACGUCCACGUGUGCCGACAGACCGAUCACCGUCGACAUCGAGGCCAUUUUCCCGCACCCGGACUUCCAGAACAUCCGUCAGCUGGCUCUCCCCAAUGACAUCGCCGUGGUGCGGCUGGCACGCGAGGUUACCUUUACCGAGUUCAUCCAGCCGAUAUGCUUACCGACCAAUAUCUCGGCGCUGGGUGACCCCAACCAAACAGACAUUACACCCGACCAGAUGGGCACCAUCGUCGGCUGGUGGCGCACCAAUGUCAGCUCCUUCAGUCCGGUGGUGCAGCGGGCGCGGCUGCCGAUCGUCAAUAUGUCUCACUGUGAGAGACGUUUCCGCCGCAGCCUGCCCAGUCGGCUGUGCGUCGGCGAAAGGCCCAGCGAUAUCAGAACAUGCCCCCGGGACCCGGGCGGACCACUGAUGGUCACAAAUCGGUUCGACACUAUCUUCCAGACGGGCAUCUUCUCAUUCCCCUCUGUCUGCGGCAUGAGAUUAGCCGUCUACACACGCGUCUUUGACUACAUAGACUGGAUUAUCGAGCAGAUCAACAAGUGAUGAUCCGUGCGUCAACGGCGGACUUUUGGCCUGCACUUGGGUGAGCUCGUGAUUCUUACAUCCAAACAGAUAUUCAUGGGUCGUCCGUGUUUACAUUCCACAGAUUGUGCAACAUAGCAUCCACGGGUUAGAUGUGACGCGAUUUGUGUACGGCUUACACAUGUUAUCAUCUUUCUGUGACUGGGGCUGCGAGUUAAAAGGUACAGAGUUAAAAGUCGUCAGAUCAGAUAGUGCAAGCGGUGAUUUCGAUGCGCAGCGUCACAAAUGCCAUUUCGUCACAUCCGACAUCAUUAUCGCGAUCGGUCGGUACCCACUUUUCCGGUUUCUGUGACUUUUAGUGCUCUUCCCUUGGCUGUGCUCGGUAAGAUGGGAUCCACGCUAAGCCGACGUGAUUGUGACCGCAGCUCCACGCUGUCAAUGCAUAGGCGGUAUUGUCUAUCUUGAAUGGACUGGUUGCUGUCAAGGUUAUGGGUGCUAUAUGUAUCGAUGUCAUGUAGGUACCUGUUAUAGCUAUAUGAUAACUGUGGAGGUAUUGUCAUGUCAUGCAAUGGUGACGCUGGUUUUUUGUGGUGACGAAGAAUAAUACAUACUGGACUUAUGCC